This is a messenger RNA of Leptopilina heterotoma, 1199 nucleotides long. RefSeq lists its product as uncharacterized. The transcript is spliced from 4 exons. The record is from RefSeq and is a predicted model, not a curated record. The coding region runs from base 210 to 917 and encodes 235 amino acids. Lineage: Eukaryota; Metazoa; Arthropoda; Insecta; Hymenoptera; Figitidae. Gene Ontology annotation, molecular function: acyltransferase activity, transferring groups other than amino-acyl groups.
AAAAUUUAAUAGUUACUAUUUAGUAUAUUUUAAUUAUAAAUACAUUAUUCAAUGAAAUUUAAAAAUAAUGCAAAAUAAUGCCUUUACCCCAAACGCAUUUAUAAGCAUUUAAAAGAAAAGAAAUUAAAAAUUGUAUUACUACUUUCUUCAAACUGCACAAAAAUGGAAAUUUAAGGAACCAAAUAUCCCUAUCACAAUUUAUUGUCCAAAUGGAAAUUAUAAAUCUGGUAUAUUUGUUGCAGUAUCUUCUCGUUUUUAUUUUUGCGCAUGAAGGUUUUGAGGAAUUAUUGUAUAAGGCCGUAACCGAAACUAAAUUUAUAGAAUGGAACAAGGGUUGUUUUAUUCCAGCUAUUCAAUCUCGACUCGUUCCAACUGUUUAUUCUAUCAUUGAAUUUAUGAAGGUUAAAAGAAAGGUGGAAAUAGAAUGGAAUGUUCCUGGAAAUUGUUUAUUUAAAUCCAAGGAAGAGUGCGCCGUUGAAGAAGUGCAAAUUCCUGAGGAUUGUUAUUUGAAAGAGUUAGAUGAAUCUCACGUACAUGUAAUGCAUUCUGUUUGGCCACAUAGAAAUGAAGAAAAUCCUGAAUUAACUACCAGACAAAUAUUAGCAAUGGUACAAUUCAAUGGAGGCAUAGGUUUAUUUUCAAAAGAAACCGAUCAACUUCUUUCGUGGGCUACACAAUCGGAAAUAGGUGCCAUCAGUCUUGUUCAAACGAUUGACCGUUGCAAACGCAGAGGAUAUGGAAAAGUUGUUACAAACGCUUUUGCAAAAGUAUUGUCAUCGAAAAAUAUUGAUUCGUUUGUGUUCAUAGUAAAAGGAAAUCUUCCCUCGGAAUCCAUGUUUAGUUCAUUGAAUUGGAAACAUGUCCAUGGCACUGACUGGAUUCAGACGAAAAAAAUCACUGUUGAUGUAGACAGCUAACAUUGAACAAUAAUUACGAUUUGAAAUAAUUUACUAAGUGUAGUAUCAAAUUAUUUUGUCUUACCUGCUCGUCGAUGAUGAAAAUAUAGUUUUUCUGUUUGUAGGGCAGAUUAUUAAUUGAAAUGAAAUUAUUCACCGAUUAGCUAUUGAAGAAAGAUAAAUUCUUGUAAUAUAUUCUGCGUGGUGUUUAACCGUAUUAAAGCUAAAAAGACACUUUAUUGUAUUCUUUUUCCAUUAAUUCAGAAGUUUUAAAUAUAUUAUGAGCCAAACGUUAAUUGUUAA